This is a messenger RNA of Tremella mesenterica DSM 1558, 2518 nucleotides long. RefSeq lists its product as uncharacterized. The coding region runs from base 21 to 2462 and encodes 813 amino acids. The record is from RefSeq and is a predicted model, not a curated record. Gene Ontology annotation, molecular function: protein binding; structural constituent of nuclear pore. Gene Ontology annotation, biological process: protein import into nucleus; ribosomal large subunit export from nucleus; mRNA export from nucleus. Lineage: Eukaryota; Fungi; Basidiomycota; Tremellomycetes; Tremellales; Tremellaceae. Gene Ontology annotation, cellular component: nuclear pore. The transcript has 7 exons.
CAUCUUGGUUGGCUUUCAAAAUGUUAUCGACCAUCCCCCUUUCUCUCCCAUCCCUACGCCAACACUCCAUCUUCAUCCCUCCCCCUCACAUCUCUACCUCUGGCGAAGAAGAAUGGGAGGUCCUCUCUCGACCAGGGGAGCCUUCAAUCCCUUCCCGUUCGAGUAAACUUGCCAUAUCAGACAGGGAUCUAUUCGUGGUCAUGGGCAGAGAGAUCCGAAUGACCUCUCUUCCAGCAGAGGGGUUUGAUGCGCUGGAAGGGGCGGUAGGGAACUACAAGACGCUAUCCAGUUCUCUUCUUUCUUUUUCGAUCCACCAGAUCGUGCCCAAUCCAACUGGUCGACUACUGGCUGUGAUUGGGCAAACGCAAAUAGUCGUGUUGGUACUCCCGAAAGGCGGCAUGUCUUCUGGCGAGGUGCAUUGCAAAUCCUUUGCGAUUGACGAGUAUCAAUUUUCAUCAACUUCCUCGAGUAAAAUCAGUAAAGUCAUUUGGCAUACCCUGGGAGAAGGUGGUAACUCUCUUUGGAUACUCACUUCGGACGGACAACUUCGAGAGUAUGAUGUUCGACAGCCCGAAGACCCAACACAAACAUUUUCUUUCCUUCCUGAAUACUCCAAACCCUCUACCUCCCGUUUUACCGCCAUCGACCCUUUCGAAAUCUACGCCACCUCAUUUUGUUUCUCGCCAGCAGCAGAAGAAGGUCUUUAUGGUCUCAUGGUACAUGUGUUAGUGGCCAGCGGGGACAUUUACACGAUGGGUCCUGUCAUGCCCUUUCACGCGGAGUUUCCCAUCAUUUCUUUGCGGAAUAUGAGAGCAUACACCGACGCAAGACUCGAUCGAGCCGAAGGUGAUGUGUUUGGUGAAGCUUCGCAAGUGCAUGCCAGGGUGUUGAUGCAGCAUCAAUGGGUGGAGAGUCUGAUCAAACAAGCCAAAACUGCUGAAGAUUCUAAGAAAAGGGAAGAGACUCCAACGAAGAUACGAAGUAUACGUGCUAGCUCAGAAAUACCGUCAUCUUCACCUCCGCCGGGUAAGGUUGUGGUUCGACCCCCUCAUCUGAGCGAGUCAGGAGGACCAGCACCAGGAAUACAUCGACCAAUAUUACGACAGGGCCCUAUCGUUUUCACCCCUAGACCUAGAGAUGGGGAUGAGUUUGAUGAAGACAUUGCUCUCGAUCUUGCCUUCAUUCUCCCCGCACCGGGAGAUGACGAGAAGAAGGCAGUCAACGACUUUCAGGUGGUCGCCGUUGGAUGGGCAAGCGGAACUUUGGACGUGGGGGUAUUGUUAGAUCGACCUGAACCUCGAUGGGUCAGCUCAAGGGUGAGUGAUCCUGAAGAUUUGGAAAUCCAAGCUAACACUGUGGAAAUCAUCCGACUGUCGGGCGAAGAGAGAUUAUCCGUACAAAGCUCGGUGGAGAUCAUUCUUGAUCCACUCUUCCCCGAAACCUUCUACGUGCAACAUGAAAGAGGAGUGGACUCUGUCAAUGUGGCGCCUUUGGUGUCGAAGCUGUUUCAAUCGGACCAAGGUCGACUGGCUCAGUCAUCCGUGACAAGACUCGUAGAGUCUACAUCGUCUUCCGACGUCAAUAUCAUCGGCACAGUACCUCUGUGUAACAUCUCUCUCGGGUAUUGCUUGAUUGCUUUGGGAUCCUCUGGACAGCUCGCCACUGUCGAGCUCGACUUUCAACCUUCUAGCUCGACCGAUAUGUCAUUGUCUCCUACGAAGUCUGUCAAGGUGAUUCCUGCCGCAACCCAAUCUGAAGAUCCUCAAUCUCUAUUGGACCGGUUCGACUUUGAUAAUCUCGUUUCCUCCCUUGUCCGAUCGGCUCAACCUUUCAAUCCUUACCCCCUACUUCGAAAAAUACCCGACUAUAACGUCCCACUUCAGAUGAUCUCUCCUGAACAUCUGAAAGGGUUUGGUACCGUCUCGGAAGCGUUUCAAACUCGAUUACAGGCUAUACAAGAUGCGUCAGACGAGUUGGAACACCGAGUAGACGUGCAGAUAAAGGAGUAUCAACGUCAAUUGAAACUUCUUAAAGAGUGUCAAAUGCGGAUAUCUGAACUACACUCUCAAUCUCGGAGGAAAAGGGUCGAAGAAUUGUUACGAGCUCAGGAAGUCAUGUCAGAUCGGUUGACAUCACUCAUUUCUCGUUUGGCGGUUGAGUAUAGACCGCAAGUGGGCGAAGCGGAGAAAAAGUGGUUCGAAGAGCUGGAUAGAUUAAGGUCACGAGUGGCGGGUAAUAGGGGGUUGACAGCGAGAGUACAAAAUGUGAAACAACAGAUUGAGGCUCUGAAGCCGAGAAGAAAAGAGGAAGAAGAUUUGACGGGGAUGGGAUAUGGGAGUAGGCAGAUCAAACCUCUGGAAAUGGCGUUGAGCAGUCGGUCAGAGGAGAUCAGGAGAUUGAUGAGGAAGAUGGAAUUGUUGACUGUGAAAGUGGAGUCUGGGCUGGGGGAUGGGACUGUAUGAUCUUGCUAGAUGCUAGGUGCUGUAUACUGCAUGACAUCUUCGUGAAUACCUUGUAC